GCGAGAACACGAGCGAGAGCCCUUGAGCGCUGGACGCGUUUUUGCGAUGGCUUCUGCCGUCUCCAGCAAAAUUCAUGCGCCCGGGACUUGCCCGUGCUCCAAAGCUGAUGCCCACGGUGGCUCCUGCUGGAGAAUGGAUUGCGACCCCGAGAUGCACGUGAAAAUGUGCAAGAAGAUAGCCCAGCUCACCAAGGUGAUUUAUGCCCUGAACACCCGCCAGGAUGAGGCGGAGGCCAGCAUGGAGGCGCUGCGCGAAGCCCACCAGGAGGAGCUGCGGAGCGCGGUGGCCCAGGCCGAGGCCAGGCUCCUGCAGGAGCAGGGCCGCGCCGAGGAGGAGGCCCUGCUGCAGCGCAUCCAGGCCCUGGAGGGCGCCCUGGAGCUGCAGAAGAGGCUGACGCAGGAGGCGCUGGCCCAGUCGGCCACCUGCAGGCUGCAGACCAAGGAGCGGGAGCUGAGGGUGGAGGCUGAGCACGCCGAGCGGGUCCUCACCCUCUCCAAGGAGAUGCUGGAGCUCAAGGCUGACUACGAGAAGAGACUGCGGCACCUGAUGAGCCACGAGGCGCCCCAGUGGGGCCGGCUCUCCCAGGAGGGCCCUGACCCCAAGGCAGAACCGAGCUCGGGCCCCGAGAUGCGGGAGGUCCUGCUGGAGGUGGAGCGGCUGCGAGUGGAGAACCAGCAGCUGAGCAAGGACUACGCGCGCAAGGCCGAGGAGCUGCAGGCCACCUACGAGCGGGACAACGAGGCCAUCCGGCAGGCCAUGCAGCAGUCGGUGAGCGAGGCGCUCUGGCAGUGGCAGGAGAAGGAGACCGACCUCCGCAAGAACUUCCAGGUCCAGGAGUCGGCCCUGCAGGCCCAGGUCAGGAAGCUGGAAGGGGAUCUGGAGCACAGAGGCCGCAAGAUAAGCGACCUGAAGAAGUAUGCCCAGAAGCUGAAGGAAAGGAUCCAGGACCUAGACAUGCAGCUCAAGGAGGCUCGACAAGAGAACUCAGAGUUGAAAAGCACUGCAAAAAAACUCGGGGAGAAGCUGGCCGUGGCCAAAGACAGACUAAUUCUGCAGGAGUGUCACAUGACACAGAAAACUGAUGACAUGAAAACAGAGCGAAUUUCAGAGAAGGAAGUCUUAGGGAAAGCAAAGGAUGUGGAAGCCCUCAGUCCCCAUGCUCAGCAAGAUGAGAACCUUCCCAAGGAGUGUCCGUGUACGAAAGGAGGCCCGGAUACACAGACCGAGAAGGAGGCGAGCGUGGAGACGGAGCACAUGAAGCAGCGAUACGAAGAGGACCUUCGUAAAAUCAAACACCAGACAGAGGAGGAGAAGAAACAUCUCAAAGAGCAGCUGGUGAAGCGCCUGGAAGACCUGGUGAGGACACACAACGCGGAGAUCAAGUCGGUGCGCUCGUCGGCGGAGGCCGACCGGAGGCGGCUGCAGGAGGAAAUAGAGGCACAGCUGGAGGAAGUGAAAAAGAAAUCAGAAAAUGAAAUAAAGCAGUUAGAAGAAGAGAAAGCAGCUCUAAAUGUGAAGCUCCAGAAUUCCCUUCUCCAGGUUUUAAGGCUGGAAGAAUUUAUCCAACAGAACAAGGCCUGUCCCCAAAGAGGCGAGGACGGGCCCCCGGAACCAGACUGCCCGCACAGCAGCGUUUUAGAGACCCAGGAUCCAUGCUUGAAGCUGAAUGAGCCUUCUCAGACCCUGCCCAGAGGAGAAGAGCAUCAAGAUAAGUUAGCAGCUAAAGAAGGAGCCAGCGGUGAUGAAGAGGACAGGAUCGAAGUUCCCCUCCAGGAAGGAGGUGAUCUGCAGUCUCCCCUGGGCUCCUUGCUGAAGGAGAAGGCACCCGAAAUCCAGCAUCUGCGGGAGGAGUGGCAGAGCCAGAAGGCCAGGUUGCAAGCCCAGGUGUCGCAGCUGCAGCAGGCCCUGGAGCAGUGCGCCAGCAACUACCAGGAGGAUCUGCAGGAGCUCCGGCGGCUCUCCGACCUCGAGAGGGAGAAGCUGCAGUGCCAGCUCCAGGAGACCAUCCGGCAGAACCAGGCCGGGAAAGCCCAGCUCGAGGCCUCUCACCAGCGAGCCCUCCGCGUGCUGGAGAAAGCCAGAAAGCAAGAGCUCAAGGCCACAGAAGAGCUCUUGAAAAAGGAAUCCAGCCACAGCCUGCAGAUCCAGCACCAGGCUCACCGGCUGGAGCUCCAGGCCUUGCAGGAGAAGGUCCGGCAAGAGCUCCAGGCAGAGCAGGAGAGGACACAGGCUCAGCAGGCUCUGCAGCUAGAGUCCCUUAGGCAGGAGCUGCGGGAGCAGCGGGCCGCCUGCUCUGAGCACCAGAAGGACUUGGAGGCACUGCAGGCUGAGCUGCAGGCCCUGGGCAGUGCUGACAGGAGGCAGGCCAUGGCCCAGUGUGCAGGGGACAGCGAGGACCACACUGACACCACAGAGGACGGGGACGGCCUAGUCCUGGCGGGCUCCCCAAAGGGCGCCACUGAGCAGACUCCAAAUGAGGGGUGCCUCUUCUGGGAGAACUCGCAGCUCAAGGACACGGUGAGGCAGCUGCGGGCAGAGGUGGAACAGCACCAGCAGGAGGCGCUGCAGCUCCGUGACCAGCGCAGGUCACUGGAGGAGGAGCAGCGAGCCCAGCGCGCCCGGGAGGCCGAGGCGCUGCGCCAGGAGCACCGGAAGGAGAUGCAGGCGGUGGUGGCCGACUUCAGCAGCGCCCAAGCCCGCCUCCAGGCCCGGCUGGCUGCCCUGGAGGCCGAGCUGAAAGACUCCGGAGAGAAGCCGGGAAAGGGGGCGUCCAGGCCGGAGGACGUGCAGCUCAUAGGCCGCCUGCAGACCCGCUUGAAGGAGAGGGAGGAGAUCAUCAAGCAGCUCACGGAGGAGAGAAGAUUUCACUACGCAGCGUUCCCCGGCGCUGUGUCCCAUCGGAACCGGUCCUUCUCUUUCAACCCUCACCCCGGGUACUUGACCCCUUCCAUGAAGAAAAAGAAGAUGGAAGAAGUGCCCAGCCGAGUGGUCAGCGUGCCCAACCUCGCCUCCUAUGCAAAGAACUUCCUGAGCGGUGACCUGAGCUCCAGGAUCAACGCCCCGCCAAUCACAAAGUCACCCAGCUUGGACCCGAGCUCCGGGGGUAGCCGGCCUUACAAACCCACCCAGUCUCUAGAUGUGAAAACGGCCACACGAACACAAGAUGGUGAAACCACCCAACCCAAAGAAGCCCAGCAGAAACAGGGCUCUGCCCACCAGGAAUGGUUUACCAAGUAUUUUUCUUUCUAAACCGAUCCUUGGGAUCCAUCACAGAGAGGACAUUUGAAAAACAUUUCUUUUUAAAACAUUGGACUGAGGGAAUGAACUAAAAAAACCAAUCAACCAAAUAACUUGCUUUGUAAUAUGGUUUGCAUCCAGUAGCUCAAACGAAUUUGGGCAUUGACAUUUCAUACCGUUUCAUUGUGGCGCCGGUUCAUGAAAAAAUCUUGACCUUAGGGUAAAAUGAGUCGUGUUAUCAGAAAGCAUCGUAAAUGUUGUUAGUGUUACUGAUGACCUACCCGUUGUAUCUCGUGUCCAUAGACUGCACUCGCCUUGUGGUUUCCGUGGUCUGCUUGUAAAGGGAUUUCAUUUUCCACGAGGAUGUGACUCAAUCCACUUGAAAAGUGUUUCUAUGUAAGUGAUAUCAUUCAAGAUGCACACUAACCUCAGUGAGAAGAGGAAUGAAACCAAGAUCCAAAUAGCCGGGAGAGCCAAUUAAAACACAAAACAAGGAAAUCAAAACGACCAGGACAGGGCAGUUGCCGACCUUGACACUUGGAGUAUUUUGAUUUCCUAAUCCAGGACAUGAAGUAGAUGAUAGAGGGGAUAACACCUACCUCAAAAUGGGGCUUUAUGAGAAUUAAGCAAAAUAAUAUGGGCAAUGAUUCCAGUUACAAAUUGGAAUUAAGCGCUGCCAGGACUUCUCUGUGAAUAACUGAGCCUUGCCCCGCCGUGCAUCUGUUCCAAUGACUGCAGUGUCCACUUGGCCACUUGUGAAGGUUUCUAGAUUAUCUGUUCUUUCAAGUCAAAGAUCUACUGAACCUCUGGUCUUUGGGUUUGGGCCAUCUGCCUCAUGGUGCGCUGCUUCCCCAUUGCAUGGAUGCUUGGUAGAUUAAAGGGAAAGGGCAGUGGCCAUCCUAGGCGUUGACCUCGCUGUCAGGCCACACUGAACUGUCUGACCCUCUGAAGGAGCAAUGCGAUUUGACAAGACUCAAUACAUCUUUUAAUGGGCAAAAUAUGUUCCCAAUCCUCUGGUGCUGGCCCAGCUAGGUGGCCCAUAAACAAUCGUCUAUUCUAUGCACUGUCAAAGCUUUGCUCUUUGAAUAAAACUUUAAACAACUGGGUGAUGAAAAUGGUUGUGACUUGUAUUGAUUUGCCAAAGAAGGGUGAAAUUAGAUGAAGACUGAACUUGGAAAUGGGAAGUUCACAUUGACCUCGAUUGUAUCACCUUCAAAUAAAAAGUGGCUGCUUUCAUACUUAAGUCCUUUAGAGAAAUGCAAUUAUAACUCAGAAUUCAUCAUUUAAAGAUGCACACAGAUAGUUCUUCGUUUGCUGAAACAUUUUCCCGCCACCCUGCAACCCCUGAUGACUAACAAGGUAGGCUUCACUUCACUACACUGCCCCGUAACUCGGUGUAACACCUGCUGCAGGAAUGGAAUUGUAUUCAUUGAGACUCUGCAUCUGUUUUCACUCCUUUCUUGUUUCAGGUGAGUGAAAGAUCUUGUUAAAUUUCUAGAUUCUACCCAAUCGUUACGUAUUUGUUAACUAAACCUUCGCAUGCUCCUAUCAUUUUUUCUUUAGGACAUAUUUCUUGAGCAUUACAGUAAAGCUUCAUAGGACACAUGCUUAAGCUCUUUGUUUGAUAUGACAAAUUACCAUCCAGAAGGUAUUUCUAACAGUUUUCCAGCUAUUUACACCUGGACCAGCAGUGAGAGACAUUCUCUCUGUACCCUAGAUACUAUUAAGAAACUCAACUUGAUAAAACCAUCUUCUUGGUUUCUAUUCCAUCAAUCUCUCAAGAGCAACGUGAUCUAGAGAUGGUGGUGAUGGUUUGGAGGGAACAGCGGAAACGAAGAAAAAUGAACAGCUCCGGACUGAGUUGGGAAGGACAAACAACAGGACUUUAUAAGUCUCUAGGUUAGAUUAUGACAGAAGGAGUAAGAGUUAACACGUCCCUGGAGCAAAACUGGAAAGGAAUAUUGCUGCAAAUUGUUUAAGUGGGGUAGCAAAGAACUCACUGAAUCCAUGGCUGCAGACGGUGCACGUGAGCCUUUAGUAGCUGUUCUGGCAUUGAUACAACUCCCAACACAGCAGCUGGAUUGAGGCUACUUGGUCUAUACUCAAUCUCCAGGCUCCAUCUGGGUUCUGCAGAUUAAAUGGCACUAUGAUAGGGUCUGCCCUCCCCGAAACCUUUAGAUUUCCAAGGGUCACACUAACCUCCACCGUCACCACCAGAUGCAAUACUAUUUUUGAUCUACUAUCUCCUAUUAGCGUCUCAGUAGCCUGCUCUCUCCUUGCAGGAGAUAACCAAAGGUGGCCCAGGCCCUCAUAGUGGCCUUUGCCUAUUAAGCACUGUUAAUUUGUCACCAUCUCUCUACCGGAAGUCAAGACAGCACAGUGACAACCAGCCAACUCUACUGUUCCUAUAGGCAACAUUCCCUUUACCUUCCAGAUGUUUGAGUCCCUGCACUGACAAUGUUCCCUUCCACUGGAACACUUUCCUCAGGCACUGCUGGUGACAUCUUCAGCAACUAGGCCACCCCUUGUGCCGGAGACUAUCUGUACUUCCCACACCACUCAGAAUGGGUCCUUCUUGCCAGCUGGACAGUGAGUGAGCCAGUCACCAAGCCUCAUCCACCUGCCUGCCGUCUCAGACCAAGGCCAUAGCAGCCACGUCAGUCAGGUCCUCCAGAGACAAACCCCAAGACACAAUCAGAGGUGCAAGAAAUGUACUGGGAAUAUCCAUGCCGUUCAGCCAAAGGCCCUCAGAAACACACCUGUAGUUGAAGAACUGCGUUUAUUACUCAUUGCACAGAGGGAAAAUGCUCAUCACGGCAGGGCUUCUCAGAAAGGUGUUAGAACCUACUUGAGAUUUUGGCAUUGGGUGAUUUGAGAGCCUAAGGAAGCAGGGAGUCACUCUAGUUACUGCAAGCUGUAAGUGGGGGCAAUUCUGUGACUGAGUGUCUUAAAUCUUACCUGUAGGGUGAGGGUAAAGCUGUAAGUGCUUAAAAAGUGGUAACUCAUUUUAACUCAGGAGGAUGCUUGGUGUUUGGGUGGCACAGUGACCUUGUUUUCCUGUUUAGACAAAGUUACGACGCCGUUUUGGCACUUUAUCCUGGUCUCCGAGCAGCUUUGUCUGAGGUUGGUGCUCUGAGACUGCUUAUUUCCGACAGGAGAGUAACAUAGCCAAGCAGCACCAGGUCAGCGUCCGGAUGGCAGCGCAACUUUCUCUCCCCGCUUCGCAGGGGAAACACCUGUGAAAGAGAAAUGAGAGGAAGCCGAAGCCAGGAAGAGCCUUGGGACUAGGACGCAGGGCUGACAGUUGUGAAAGGAAGGUUUGGACAAAAGGACAGCCCUCAAGAGUCUUGGCCAGGCUGAUGGGAGCUCCAGAGCACAUUGCCCACCAGGCGAGUCCUGUGUCAGGCAGAAUGGCCUGGUCCAGCACCCAUACUAUGCUUAGUCACAGCAGGAAGCGCAUGGUCUUCAUGGGACCACUGCAACGGGUCCCCGAAGGUGGGAGCCUUGGAAACUGCACUCCCUGCAAUGGCUCCUCUGUGCCUCCAGAGGCCAGGACCACGCGGGAAUGCCAGCAUGUAGGGGGUGGGUAGAAGAGGAAACAGAAAACAGGAGGCAUGUUAAAGAGGAUGAGUUUGAGUAAAGCUGAAGUGUCCAUUCGAUUUGGCCACAGCAAAGUGGCUGGACACUGUCAAAGCACAGUUGUGGACACGUGGGAGGAACAGAUGGCAGCCUGGAGAGGGAGGGAGAGAAGGGGAGGAGCUGGAGACUUGGUGAGGGGCAGGGAAGUGGCACAGCGCUCAAGAGUGGAGGGAACGGUGAGCACGGGUGAUCAAGAGCUCCUGUGAGCAGCGGGAAUGAUCCAGUAGAUGGACGAUGCAGGGGCUAAGGGGUCCCGUCCUAGAGAAGGCAGCUGGCUGGGGGCCAGAGCACCUGGGGAAAGGCUGGUCAUUCACAGGGCCAGCACCUCAGCAGAUGGAACAGGAAGGAAAAAGGUGCCCUGAAGAUGUGGGUGGGUUUAUCACAGGAGUGAGAAGGAACUCCCAGCUGAUGGCUUCUUAUUUUCUCAUCAAAGGAGGGUUUUCUAUGAUCAAUCAGCAAGAUGUCAUUAAAAGGAAAAAGAUAUUUACAAAGACAAGAUUGAAAAAUUAUUUAUUUGCUGGAAACUUGAAUAAAAAAUGGCAAUAACUGAUACAUAUGUUAAUUCCAAAUAUUUUCACUAAGCACCAAGUAGGACAGUUCCUGAACC
Molecule: messenger RNA, 7484 nt
Organism: Miniopterus natalensis
Lineage: Eukaryota; Metazoa; Chordata; Mammalia; Chiroptera; Miniopteridae
Gene: FAM184B
Product: family with sequence similarity 184 member B
Source: RefSeq, a predicted model, not a curated record